AUGCAAUGCAUUUCAGUGCAAUGGCAGAGAGCUGGGGCUGGUUUGUUCAUAUGCUCCUUGAAUGCAAUGCGCUUUGUGAAAGCAGUGCAGGAGAAAGACCCAGGUGGAGACCAACAGGUGGAGAAGGUCUCCAGAGAACUUUGGCGAAGAAUCUGGAGUGAAGACAAAGACAUUACUGAGCCUGCAUCACUGGCUGAGGCAGCACAGAAAGCUGGCUUGAAAGGGAGUGAGAUUGAAGAGCUGCAGAAAAUGUGCACCACGCAGGAAAUCAAAGACAAACUGAAGAAAAGCACACAGGACGCACUGGAUUACGGGGCAUUUGGCUUUCCCUUGAUUAUUUGUCACAUCAACGGAAAACCUGAAAUGUUCUUUGGCUCGGACAGAUUUGAGCUCAUGGCCCACUGUCUUGGUGAAAAAUGGCUUGGACCCCAGCCUGCUCAUCCUGAAAAGUCGUCUUCCAAACUGAUGUCGUCGAUAUCAAACGCAGACUUCCUCUGCCAACAAGGAGACACCCUUUGCGAGAUCCGCUUGUAUGAGAAGGAAGUGAUUGUGGUGCCCAUCCUGCUGCUGGCUACAUUCACGGUCACGCUGGUCUUUAUCUUCCUGUUGCGCUUCUGUCCCGAGAAGGUCGACCGCAUCCGCAUCAGCAGCUUAAAGUCUAACUUCAGAAGAGAGCUGCAUGGCAUCGACGCUCCCCCUGGAAUCAACGUGCUGGAGGGUGAAAGCAUUGCCCUGGACAUGCCCACCUACUCCACCUUCAACCAGCCCAUCACCUACACACACAAAAAGCUCUCCCUGUCCGUAGACAUGCCUCCAGUGUCGUCCGGCGCAGCCUACGAUCCCGCGUCGGAAAUUGUCGUCCAGCCCCGAGAGUUACCCCGCCAGAGAUUGCCCGAGUCCUUUAACCUGGUGACCCCGCUGCCCGGUUCCUUCUCACUACGCUCCGAUUCGUCCGUGUCACUCUACAGGGCUCGUAUGGAAAAUAGGAACGUCAUCUUGCGGGUGUUGAAUGACUCUGCCGAUGCCACCGAGAGACACAACUUCCUGGACUUCGCGUCCUUCCUGGCCAAGGUGGGCCCGCACCCGUUCUUGCCCGAGCUUCUGGGCGUGGUCUCCCUGCGUGCGCCUCUGGUGACGGUAGUGGAAGAGCUGGAGAACCGGGAUCUACUCGGCUUCUUGUGGCGGUGCAGGCAGGAAGACGUGACUCCUCCUUGCGAGAUGACAGAGCGGCGCAUAUAUACAAUGGCCCAGCAUGUGGUCUCAGCGCUGACAUUUCUCCACAGCAAAGACCUCCUGCACGGUAACAUCCGUGCCCGUAGCGUACUAGUCAGUAAGGCACACACGGCCAAACUGUGGGGCCUACAUGGGGUCUUCAUGCGCACGAACCAGGCGGCCACGAAAAAGGACGACCCCAGCAUGAAGAAGUGGCAGGCACCGGAGAUUUUAGCAAAGAGGAACGUCGGUCCUAGCAGUGAUGUUUGGUCUUUUGGUAUCUUGCUGUAUGAAAUGGCAACACUGGGAGAAGCCCCGUUUGCAGAAAUCCCCGUCAACGAACUCCUUCAAUUCCACCAACGAGGCAAAAGUCUUAAGAAGCACUCCAACUGCACCAACAGCCUCUACGCCCUCAUUAAAGGUUGCUGCCAGUGGAAAGAAGCGGAUCGACCCACGCUGGCCGAGGUGACCCGCAAACUCGCGUCUGGGGAGAAAAGCGCCUCGGAUAAAGUCUUAAAGGGGACGGCAGUUAACGUGGAGCGGUACUUGCAGGAGGCUGGAUAUGGCGAGAGCAACAGCUACACUAUCUUCUGA
This is a messenger RNA of Nerophis lumbriciformis (worm pipefish), 1806 nucleotides long. Lineage: Eukaryota; Metazoa; Chordata; Actinopteri; Syngnathiformes; Syngnathidae. The record is from RefSeq and is a predicted model, not a curated record.